This is a messenger RNA of Dioscorea cayenensis subsp. rotundata (Guinea yam), 2051 nucleotides long. RefSeq names its product probable serine/threonine-protein kinase At1g01540. Gene Ontology annotation, molecular function: ATP binding; protein kinase activity. NCBI's taxonomy places the organism in Eukaryota, Viridiplantae, Streptophyta, Magnoliopsida, Dioscoreales, Dioscoreaceae. The record is from RefSeq and is a predicted model, not a curated record. Gene Ontology annotation, biological process: protein phosphorylation.
CUCUCUGUCCCCCAGUCUUGUCCCACAGCGCCAGCUUCAACCUCUCUCUCUCUCUCUCUCUCUCUCUCACUCUCUCCUUUUUCCCUCCUCAAAAGCCAUUCCUACUGUUUCACUUCUCAUACCUUUGCCACCAUUCUUGAAGACAUCCAUGUCGGUUCUCUUUCAUUCACCUUCUCCACCUUCACCAAACUCCCAAGCAUGAUGAUUUGAAGUUCCAGCUCAAAAAGAUCCAAUCUUGAUCGCAAACGAGCAAGAAAGACUCCACCUUUGCAAUGUCUAACUACGGGUCGCCAUUCCUCACCGACGAGCUCUCGAAGCGCACCGUCGUGUUCGGGCUUCACAUGUGGGUCGUCGUCGGCAUCGGCAUCGGCGCUGCUUUCGUCCUCGUCCUCUUCCUCAUCUCCCUUUGGUUCACCUCCAAACGCUCCACCAACCACCAUCAUCUCAAGACCUCCACCUCCAUCCCUAACACCUGCAAAGAGAUCCCCGAGGUCCGCAUUGAUCCUUACCCUAAUCCCUCUUCUCAUCCCCAAUCAAUCCCCGUCCCACGUCCUGAACCAAAUCCCAGCUCCGUCUCCACCGAGCGCCGCGCUCUCCUCAACCCUUCCGGUGAGGAAAGCCCUAAUUCGCAUCAAAGGUUCCACAUUUCCUCCGGUAAAGGGAGAAGUGGAGAUCAGCAAGCCAUUGUUGUUGCUCCUGAAGUUUCUCACUUGGGUUGGGGCCAUUGGUACACUCUCCGAGAGCUUGAGGCCGCGACCAACAUGUUCUCUCCGGAGAAUGUCAUUGGUGAGGGUGGGUAUGGCAUUGUUUACCAUGGUGUUCUGCAGGACAACACUCAUGUUGCCAUUAAGAACUUGCUAAAUAACAGAGGGCAAGCUGAGAGGGAAUUCAAGGUAGAAGUUGAUGCCAUUGGCCGAGUUCGGCAUAAGAAUUUAGUUAGAUUGCUUGGUUAUUGUGCAGAAGGUGCUCACAGGAUGCUUGUUUAUGAGUAUGUUGAUAAUGGGAACAUGGACCAAUGGCUUCAUGGGGAUGUCGGUCCAUGUAGUCCUCUUACAUGGGAGAUUAGGAUGAACAUAAUUCUCGGAAUAGCAAAAGGAUUGAUGUACUUGCAUGAGGCUCUUGAACCGAAAGUUGUUCACAGGGAUAUUAAAUCUAGCAACAUAUUGCUUGACAAACACUGGAAUGCAAAGGUCUCUGACUUUGGGCUUGCCAAGCUCUUAGGUGCGGAGAGUAACUAUGUUACGACUCGUGUGAUGGGAACUUUCGGUUAUGUAGCUCCUGAGUAUGCUAGUUCUGGGAUGUUGAAUGAGAGAAGUGAUGUUUAUAGCUUUGGGAUACUUAUCAUGGAGAUAAUCUCUGGUAGAAACCCAGUCGAUUACAGUAGACCUGUAGGCGAGGUUAAUUUAGUUGAGUGGCUUAAAUCUAUGGUGAGCAGUCGUAACGCUGAAGGAGUAUUGGAUCCCAGGAUCCAAGAAAAGCCUUCUUCAAGGUCACUGAAAAGAACUCUUUUAGUAGCACUUAAAUGUGUGGAUCCAGACUCAUUGAAACGGCCAAAGAUGGGGCAUGUAGUGCACAUGCUUGAAGUUGAUGAUUUCGCAUUUAACCGUGAUGACCGUCGAGGUGUAAAGGAUCUUGGUAGACCAAACAGUGGAGAUUUUUCACCAAAACUAGAAAAGAAGCCAUUGAAUGAACCCGACAGUGGAGAUUUUUCCACCAAAACCAGUAAAGAAGCCAUUGAAUGAACCCGAUAAUAUUAUUGUUAAAGCACAACAACCUACUUGAAUAUGCUUGCAAGUGGAUAAAACAGUGAAAAAGAAGGAGAUCAUUACCUGAUAUUCAAUGAGUUUUGAAUGGUCUUCCCAUUUCAUAUAUAUUCCAGGAUCAUCAAUGUUCACAUCUUCUUUCAAUGCUGAAUUUGCACAACCACAUUAUGGUACUUUUUUGUAUACUUUGCUUUUACCUAUACUUAAUAGCAAUGUAUCGUAUCAUAGGUUUCUUGUAUCACAAUGAAAUUUAAAUUAUCAUUAGAUAUGACUUUCAAUCUGUUUUUA